CUGCACUAGUUUGUAUCAAAAUGAAUGUGAUUUUUUUUUCAGUCUGGCUGAAUAGUCCAGGGUUAUUAUUGUAUUUUUUUUUAAAUUUCAAGUUGCUUAAUUAUCUCUGAUAUUUAGAGAAAUAAUACAGAAAAAUAGAGUUGUGUUCAUGUUAGUCAGUGCCUUGGAAAGAGGGAGGCGUACUGCUUAUAAAGAAUCAUUUUCAGGUGCAAGUGUUUCUGCAAUGGUACCACACGCUGAUUGGUGAGUGACCUAAAGGGCCUCAUCCCAUUGGUUAAAUACGAUUACGUCAGCGCGCCCUUGUUUGAAUCACGGAAGAGCCACACAUGAGACGUAAACGUUUGGCAUAAACAGUGAAGUUACGCUUACAUAGACAGUGUCAAGGUGAACAACUAUCGGACAACUCUGCAGCUGGUACAAGUAACACCAACAAUGUGUAGGACUUUUAAGACAUGGACAGCAGGAGAGCUACUUUUCUGCCAACAAGAAAUAAGACAUAUGUUUAUCUGUGGACCUCCAGGCAGUUUCAGGAGGAGCAGGCAGAAUGGGAUGAUGUGAAUAAACUCCUGCAGCAUCACGGUUUCAAGCCUGUGUAUUUUGCAGAUCCUGUGGCGAACAGGAAUAUUUCUGAUCUGAUUCUGCUGGACAAAAAGUCUGCUGGUGAGAUGAGGAUGACUAUGAGGACGAUGCUCACAGACUCGGACAGAAGACAGGCUCUAAUCCAGGAGUUCAUCAAGUCCAACAAUGAACUCAAAGAGGAGGUUCAGGAGCACAUGAGGGGGGCCGCUAAGCAGUCUCAGAGGGCCACAGAGCUGGAGGGCCUGCUGGAUGUGGUGAGGAUCAGGGUCCAGGACCUGGAAGACCGCUGCCUCAGCAAGGCAGCCCAGCAGCACAGCCACACACAGCAGCAGCAGACACGGUGUCAGGUUCUGGAGCAGAAGCUGUCCAAGCAGAGGGAGGAAGCAGCCGAACUUCAGAGGAAACUCUAUUUCACCAUCAAAGAAGAAGAGCGACGCUUGGCCCGACAGAGCCAGACCUUCCAACACAUCUGUAACAAAGUCAGCCAGCAGAACUCCCCCGCCGACCAGCAGGCGUUGGAUGUGAUUGACUUCUAUGAGACCAAAAUGAGUCUGCUGUUGGAUGAGCUCAGAUCUGUCAAAGGAGAAGUGGCUCAUCAGACAGGAAUCAAGAAGACAUCCGGCAAUGUGACUCCAUCUUUCAAAACCAUCCUCAAGGCAUACCAAGAGCAGCAGAAGGGAAGCCAAAGUGAAAUAGAAGAGCUAAAGAAGGAGGUUGAGCGCCUGAAGAGAGAGUUGGAGACAAGGCCCACGCUCAAAGAGGUGAAGUUCUACAAACACAAGCUCCGCCGGUUGGAGGGCUCAAACAAACACAAGAACCAAAGCCUUCUUUCCAGAUCUCCUAAAGAAGACAUCCCUCCAGAUAUCAGUGAGAACAUCAACGACCAGGCCAAUUUGUGUGCCCACCAUCAACAUCUGUUGAACGAAAUUAAAUCGCUCGUGUCUGAUCCCAACGCGCCUCUUCACCUGCACAGAAACAAGACUUCCUCUGUUGAGUUCCACACCAUCCUACCCACGCUGGAGGGGUGGGCCCAGCAGCUCCACCUGCUGAAGGAUCUGCAAAGGGGAUUAAAUAAACUGGGUGUCAGACUGAUGCCCUGGCAGCCGGCUGAUGGGGACCAUGCUGCUGCAGAGGAGGUGAAGGUGGAGGACAUGAUGAUGCUGGUGGACACCAUGCUGGAAAACACAGCGACUGAUGAUGAGAAGGUGCUCAGGAGCCCAACCCGCUACACCCUGGGCUCCAUGGUGUCUCACUUCCAGAAGCUGUUUGACGUGGGCUCGCUGAGCGGCGUGUACCCGCGUAUGAACGAGGUGUACAGCAGGCUGGGAGAGGCCACCAACACCAUGAGGAACCUGCGAGAUGUCCUGCAGCUAGACACCAGGGUUCCUCCCGCAGCGCUGGUAAACCAGGUGGCCUCGCUGGUGUCGUCCGCCGAGCACACAGCCGGACUCCAUGAUGUCCUAGGAGACGCUGACAUUGACAGCAUCAUCGUGAAAGUGAAGCAGCAUGAAGAGUUCUUCCCUGCGUUCCAUGCCCUCAUUCUGGACAUUUCACACACUCUAGGAGUGAGUCACCUGGACGACAUCCUUCCAGCUCUGAAGUCUCUGAAACACACAGAAUGACGCUUUGGCUGCUGUGCAUUGUACGUAAUGACUGUGAUGUGUGGUGUUAGUUUUGAAUUGAAUUACAUAUUUUGUUAAAAAUCACAGUGAUUUAUAGAUCAUUUAUUUAUCAACUGCAUCAGCAAGCUACAACUCCAGUUUCCCACAGUCUCCAGGAGAUGGCAGCAGUGUUAAACUCUUGAGGAGUACAAAGCAGAUCAUUGUCGAUUACAUAAGAUAGAUUUUACAUACAUAAAUGCAAAAAUAACUUGGGUUACUCUCAACUUCUUUAUUUGUCUUUGAAGUCUAAAUAGUAUAUUCAAACUAUUAAGCUUUUAACAGCUAGAAAUGUCAAAUACUGUAGUAAAAUAUGUACCAUGUAUGACUAUAUCACAGGUGACUCAUCACUGGUUAUUUAUCUAUGUUUUGACAUGCCCUUUUUGUCAAGAGGUGUGUUUUUAGUGAUUCCAAAACGAAUGACUCAGGCCGUACUCCCUCUAUAAUUCUCAGACAGAAGGUUGCACCCUGCAGCGCGUCUGGGCACAUCAGCACAUUCCUGCACACACUUGAAACUUGUUAAUCCUGAUUAAUUAGGAUUUCUCCGAAAAAUGUAGUUCUGGCUGCAGCAGAGGAAUAUGAUUUUGUUUGGUAACUGUUAGCUCAAAAGCUGCGAUAAGACUUAGGUUGCACUUCAGUAAUCAUAAUCCCAAUGUCCAGAAAAUUAUUUUAAAUGACAUUUGUGCAGCUUUGACCGUUUACUGUGCAUGACUUGUAAAUGAAAUGUAUAUUUAUAUUAUCAAAUAUUUUUUCAUCGUUGCAUUAAUUAACACAUAAUUGCAAUUGCAGUGCAAAUUAAUGUACUUUAAGUUAUUUAAAGAUGCUAUUAUUUCUGAGAGCUGUUUAUUUUAAAGCCAUCAGCAGCUGGACUUUACAUUUCUCAGUAUUUCGUUAUUGCUUAAUGUCUAUGUAUUUAUAACAUUUUGAACAGUUGAAGAUAUGCAGACUAAAACCAAGAUGUGUAGUUAUGUAUUCAGCCUGUGUAUGAUUUAUUAUUUUUUCUUCUUCCCUAUAAUCAUAAGCUUACCCGGUGAUAAUACUUCACAUGAUCCGACUUGAGUCAGGUGCAGGAUCACUUGUUCAGUUUUGUUGUGCAACACAGCAACCACUUCAAGUUUCCCAUAACAUACAAAAUACAUCAGUAAGCAAAGACCAAACCUUUUUCUUUUGGUGGAUAUUUGCAAGUUUUCACAAACAGAAUCUGGUAAUCCCACAUAACUACUUCAGGGGGACCAACCAAAUAACAUUAGGUUGUGUUAUUGUAAUAUAAUUUCAAACUCAUUGAAGUUAAAAGGCUACAAAAUAAAACUAAAAUGCAUAGCAA
Eleginops maclovinus (Patagonian blennie) is the source of this 3561-nucleotide messenger RNA. RefSeq names its product centrosomal protein 70 (gene cep70). Gene Ontology annotation, cellular component: centrosome. The transcript has 17 exons. Gene Ontology annotation, biological process: cilium assembly; regulation of microtubule cytoskeleton organization. Bases 453 to 2201 code for a protein of 582 amino acids. The record is from RefSeq and is a predicted model, not a curated record. Lineage: Eukaryota; Metazoa; Chordata; Actinopteri; Perciformes; Eleginopidae. Gene Ontology annotation, molecular function: gamma-tubulin binding.